AUGGAGCAGGUUCCUUCAGAGAAGUCGGAAUCCUUUGCAUCCAUGUUGAGACGUUCUCCUUUAAUUCAGAUGGGACCUGCCAAAGAUAAAAUUGCCAUUGGUCGAAUAUUCCAUGUUGUAGAAGAUGAUCUUUAUAUAGAUUUUGGUGGCAAGUUUCACUGUGUGUGCAAAAGACCAGAAGUAGAUGGAAAAAAAUAUCAGAGAGGAACCCGAGUACGCCUGAGACUGCUGGAUCUUGAACUCACGUCUAGGUUCUUGGGCGCAACAACUGAUACAACGUUGCUGGAAGCCGAUGCCGUGCUUUUAGGGCUUGUGGAAAGCAAGCAAACAAAGCAAAAGGAAUAA
This is a messenger RNA of Nipponia nippon (crested ibis), 345 nucleotides long. The record is from RefSeq and is a predicted model, not a curated record. NCBI's taxonomy places the organism in Eukaryota, Metazoa, Chordata, Aves, Pelecaniformes, Threskiornithidae.